AUGGGUCUAACCACUCCAGCCUGGAACAUUAACAACACAGUAGUGAAUGGAAGUAACAAUACUGAACAUUUCUCCUGUGUCAGCAAGUUCAAUACCCUGAACUUUCUUACUGUCAUCAUUGCCAUGUUUGGCCUGGCAGGAAAUGCCAUAGUCCUAUGGCUUCUAGCCUUCCACCUGCCUAGGAAUGCCUUCUCUGUCUAUGUCUGCAACUUGGCUUGUGCUGAUUUCUUGCAACUUUGCACUCAGAUUUUAGGUUCCCUGGAAUGUUUCCUUCAGUUAAAUAGGAGACACACUUUUUUUCUCACCGUUGUAUUUAUGUUUGCUUACCUUGCAGGUUUGUGUAUGAUUGCAGCCAUCAGUGUUGAGCGCUCUCUAUCUGUUAUGUGGCCCAUCUGGUAUCACUGCCAAAGACCAAGACAUACAUCAUCCAUCAUGUGUGCUCUGCUCUGGGCUUUCUGUCUACUGUUGAAUUUCCUAUUAGGGGAAGGCUGUGGCCUUCUGUUCAGUGAUCCUAAAUAUUAUUUCUGUAUUACUUGUGCCUUAAUCACUACUGCACUUAUAAUAUUAUUAACUGUGGUUCCUUCUGUGUCCAGCCUGGCCCUGUUGGUCAAGAUGAUCUGUGGAUCACACAGGAUUCCUGUGACCAGGUUCUAUGUGACCAUUGCUCUCACAUUGGUGGUCUUCAUAUUCUUGGGUCUGCCCUUUGGGAUUUACUCAUCUUUCUUGAUAAUGUUUAAGGAGUUUCAAAGCAUUUUCUCUUACCAUGUCCUUGAAGUGACAAUAUUCCUGUCCUGUGUUAACAGCUGUGCCAAUCCCAUCAUUUACUUUCUUGUUGGCUCCAUUAGGCAGCACAGGUUGCAAUGGCAGUCUCUGAAGCUACUUCUUCAGAGAGCCAUGCAGGACACUCCUGAGGAAGAUAGUGGAGAGAGGGUUCCCUCACAAAGGUCUGGGGAACUGGAAAGUGUUUAG
Mus musculus (house mouse) is the source of this 969-nucleotide messenger RNA. It is a transcript of the gene Mrgprb5, whose product is annotated as MAS-related GPR, member B5. The coding region runs from base 1 to 969 and encodes 322 amino acids. Gene Ontology annotation, cellular component: membrane. The record is from RefSeq and is marked provisional. Gene Ontology annotation, molecular function: G protein-coupled receptor activity; transmembrane signaling receptor activity. NCBI's taxonomy places the organism in Eukaryota, Metazoa, Chordata, Mammalia, Rodentia, Muridae. Gene Ontology annotation, biological process: G protein-coupled receptor signaling pathway; G protein-coupled opioid receptor signaling pathway; signal transduction. The transcript has a single exon.